This is a messenger RNA of Drosophila suzukii, 3639 nucleotides long. It is a transcript of the gene dpp, whose product is annotated as decapentaplegic morphogen. The record is from RefSeq and is a predicted model, not a curated record. Gene Ontology annotation, molecular function: growth factor activity; cytokine activity. Gene Ontology annotation, cellular component: extracellular region. Lineage: Eukaryota; Metazoa; Arthropoda; Insecta; Diptera; Drosophilidae.
AGGCGUUAGUCGUUCAACAGCGCUGAUCGAGUUUAAAUCUAUAGCGAAAUGAGCGGCGGAAAGUGAGCCACUUGGCGUGAACCCAAAGCUUUCGAGAAAAAUUCUCGGGCCACCAAAAAAAUACAGAAAAAGUAUCUGACUGAUUCGCGACGUGAGGCGUGAAGAUACCCCCAAAAGAUCUCAGUGCGGAAACAAAGAAAUUGAGGCAUUUGAGGUUGUUGUGCGCGAGUGUGUGUCUUCUGCUGGGUGUGUGGAAUGUCAACUGACGGGUUGUAAAGGGAAACCCUGAAAUCCGAACAGCCAGCCAAAGCAAAUAAAGCUGUGAAUACGAAAUAAGUACAACAAACAGAUACAGAUACAGAUACAGAUAGAGAAACAGAUACUGGAGAUGCCCCCAGAUACGGUUUGAAAACAAAGUGCGUGAGUGUCAGUUGGAAAAUAUGUGGAUAACCUGCGAAUCGUCAGCCGAAGGAGCCGCCGGGUGACAGGUGUAUCCGCCAGAUACCCAGCUCCAGAUCCACAUCCAGAUCCCAGAUCCUAACCCCAGGGCUCUUUCAGGGUGUCAUGUGCCGCGGCAUUUCGAUCCCAGCCACAUCUACCGACCAGGUGCGCCUCGAAUGCGGCAACACUAUUUUCAACAAGAACUCGAUCUACUUCAUCUACAAUUAUCGAAGGAAAACAGUAACAGUAGCCGACAUCCCUAUCAGAUAUUUACACAAGCGUGAUUUAUUUGAAAAGCGAAACGGCCCGAGCGCCAUAAACAUCUGUAAAUUGUGCAAAUAUAUCCAAGUGUAACCGAAAGCCGCUCGCCGCGAUAACGGAUCCCAUUCCCAUUCCGAAUUCGAUUUCGAUUCAGAUUCUGAAUUCCCCGAUCCAAUCCCGUCAUAAAUUCAGUGGAACGAAAAGUGUACGAGACAGUUGGUCGCUCCUAUUUUGCUUGCUUUCCGGGCGAUCCAUCACACGGCUUUCGAAUUAAUAACCGAACACAUGUCGUAUCGAUAUUCGACUUGAGCGAUACGGGCACCCGGAGAUCCAAUAUCAAGCGAUACCACUCGACCAUAGGAAACUUUAUAAGACUGAGAGUUGCAAGCGACCAUGCGCGCAUGGCUUCUACUCCUCGCAGUGCUGGCGACCUUUCAGACGAUCGUUCGAGUUGCUAGCACCGAGGAUAUAUCCCAGAGAUUCAUCGCCGCCAUAGCGCCCGUAGCCGCUCAGAUUCCGCUAGAAGGAUCAGGAUCAGGUUUGGGAUCAGGAUCAAUAUCACGAUCUGAUUCCAACAGAUCGGACGGAGCAUCAACCAGCACAGCAUUAGCAAAAGCAUUUAAUCCAUUUAACGAACCCUCCUCGUUCAGUGAUAGUGAUAAAAGCCAUCUGAGUAAAAACAAGCACAACAAAAAAGCACAUAGCAACAGUGACGCGAACAAUCGACAGUUCAACGAAGUGCAUAAACCAAGAACAGACCAAUUAGAAAAUUCCAAAAAUAAGUCUAAACAAUUAGUUAAUAAACCCAACAACAAAAUGGCUGUCAAGGAGCAGAAGAACCACAAGAAGAACCAUGGCCACCACCACCAGCGGAGCCAUCAGCAGCAGGCCCAAAAGGCGGCAUCCUCAUCCACAGAAUCUCAUCAAUCGUCGAUUGAAUCAAUCUUCGUGGAGGAGCCGACGCUGGUCCUCGAUCGCGAGGUGGCCUCCAUCAAUGUGCCGGCCAACGCCGGGGCCAUCAUCGCCGAGCAGGGCCCGUCCACCUACAGCAAGGAGGCGCUGAUCAAGGACAAGCUCAAGCCGGACCCCUCCACUCUAGUCGAGAUCGAGAAGAGCCUGCUCUCGCUGUUCAACAUGAAGCGGCCGCCCAAGAUCGACCGCUCCAAGAUCAUCAUCCCGGAGCCGAUGAAGCGGCUCUACGCCGAGAUCAUGGGCCACGAGCUAGACUCGGUCAACAUCCCCAAGCCGGGACUGCUGACCAAGUCGGCCAAUACAGUGCGAAGUUUUACACACAAAGAUAGUAAAAUCGACGACCGAUUUCCGCACCACCAUCGGUUUCGGCUGCACUUCGACGUGAAGAGCAUUCCCGGCGACGAGAAGCUGAAGGCCGCCGAGCUGCAGCUGACGCGGGACGCCCUCAGUCCGCAGGUGGUGGCCAGGACGUCGUCGGCGAACCGGACCCGCUACCAGGUGCUCGUCUACGACAUCACGCGGGUGGGAGUGCGUGGCCAGCGGGAGCCGAGCUAUCUGCUGCUGGACACCAAGACGGUCCGGCUGAACAGCACGGACACGGUGAGCCUCGAUGUCCAGCCGGCCGUGGACCGGUGGCUGGCGAGUCCGCAGCGGAACUACGGACUGCUGGUGGAGGUGAGGACGGUGCGGUCCCUGAAGCCGGCGCCCCAUCAUCAUGUGCGCCUGCGCCGCAGCGCGGACGAGGCGCACGAGCGGUGGCAGCACAAGCAGCCGCUCCUGUUCACCUACACGGACGAUGGGCGGCACAAGGCGCGCUCCAUCCGGGAUGUGUCUGGUGGGGAAGGAGGCGGAGGCGGUGGCAAGGGCGGCAGGAACAAGCGGCAACCGAGGAGACCGGCUCGCCGCAAGAACCACGACGACACCUGCCGGCGGCACUCGCUGUAUGUGGACUUCUCCGACGUCGGCUGGGAUGAUUGGAUUGUGGCACCACUGGGCUAUGAUGCGUACUACUGCCACGGAAAGUGCCCCUUCCCGCUGGCCGACCACUUCAACUCCACCAACCAUGCGGUGGUGCAGACCCUGGUCAACAACAUGAAUCCCGGCAAGGUGCCAAAGGCGUGCUGCGUGCCCACGCAACUGGACAGCGUGGCCAUGCUCUAUCUCAACGACCAAAGUACGGUGGUGCUGAAGAACUACCAGGAGAUGACCGUGGUGGGCUGUGGCUGUCGAUAGAUUCGCGCACCAUCGCACCAUCGUGCCAUCCGCUUUUCCAAAUUUUCUAGAUUGGAAAAGGCAAGGAAAUCGCGAGCGAGAGAGCAUCAAAUGCUGUUUGGUUCCAAGCCGUCAAUGCUUUAAACACAACGCAAACAAAAUGGACUGAAUAUUUGAAUUUUAAGUGUAAAUCGUUAGACUUUAAUCGUAUAAAAAAAGGCGGCAGCCACGCCCACCCAUCUACCCAACACAAAAACAAAAAAAUAAGGAAGAAGAAAACCGCCCACCUUGGAGCCUCUGUCGAUUUCCCCAGCCAGGCUGGGGAAAAAUCCUAGAUCAGAGCGAUUUUGAGAGAGAGCAGAGUCCACUGUAUAUAGCCGCCAUGCCACGCCCCCAACCCGCCCAUCCGUCAGAUACUUCAGAUAUAAGAUACUUUCGUAUCUGUGUGAGCUGCUGCUGGUGAAGAAGGAGGAGAAGGAGUAGAAGAAGAGGAGUACGUGUAAGAGUAAAUCGACCAAUUGAACAAAUUGUAUAAAAAUGCUAAUAUAAUAUAUAUUUUAAACAACUAUAUCGAUGCGAACUGGUAUCUAUUGUAUGUAUGUAUGUGGAAAGGAGACCUAUUCUACUAGCCGUUUUUUGUUAAUAAUUUUAUAAAGCAAUAGCAAUCCAUUUGUAAAUUAACUAGCGAGAGUAUAAUCGAAUAAUGACUUGAAAUUACUUAGGAACUAUCGGUCCUAAACACAUAGUUAUAGA